AGAAUGCAAGCAGGAAGCACCUUAUCAGGAAAUGCACUUGGCUUUGGGCACACACUUCAGGAAGACUCCGUGAGCUGGUAUUUGCACCCACCGGUGUGCCUUUCCUGCCCCAUGCGGUGCUGUGUGACCCAAAGCCUCGUGUUAGCUCUUUGGCCUGAGCCAAGGGAAUAGCUCACGUUCACCAGGACUCGAAUUUGGAGCCUUCCCAAAAUCGAGACAUCCAGGACUAGACAGGAUUGGUGUCACUCCGCAGACUGAUCCCACCGGACUCUCAAUGAAGGAACUUCUCAUCUUUGGGGUGUUAUGCUCUCUAGCGGGGACUUCACAGACGGAGAGGUCGCCACUCAUUUUGGAGGCACGGUUUCAGUCCAUAAACUUUGAAAACAUCUUUGUGUGGAAAAGUGGCGAGGAGACACCUCCAGGGACGCUAUAUGAUGUACAGUAUAAAAAAUAUGGGGACCCAUGGCAGGAGAAAAGUGAGUGCCAGAACAUCACCCGGCUUUUCUGCGACCUCACCCACGAGAUGAAGAACUCCACGGAGCAUUUCCACGCCCAAGUGCGGGCCCACAUACCCGACUGUUGCACCUCUGAAUGGGCAUUAUCCCCAAGAUUUCAGCCUGAAAGGGACACAAAUAUUGGGAGGCCGGAAGUUAAGUGCAUCCCUAGCGUCCAGUCCAUCCAGUUCUUCAUCCAGUCGCCAAUGAGCCCUCUGAGGAAUGGAGCCAACCAGACCUUGACUGUGGUAGACAUCUUCACACAGAUUGGCACCAAGGUUGAGUACGAAAUAACAAUCUUCUCCCCAAAGACACAGCAGAAGUGGGUUAAGACUGUGAGCAGCAAUAAACCUGAACUCACCGACUUGGAAGCAGACACCGAAUACAAUGGAGAAAUCAAAAUCAAAAUCAAAACGUCAGAGAAAACCAGCAAGCCCUAUCACUUUCGAGUGAGGACUUUACCAGACCGCACCUGGAUGCCGUAUUUGUUUGUGGUGAUCCUUUUUAUGAUCGCAUUGAGCUUUGGAACAGUAUACUAUUUGGUUUACAAGUACAUUAAACAGUACACUUUGGAGCAGCCGACAGCUUUAGAUUUCAAGGGCACGUCUCACUUCCGACCCCUGGUGCCAAAAGCGGAGGUAUUCCUGAUUCCUCAGAACCUUUCCAAAUCUGGACAAAGUCUUCCAAAGAUGCACCUGGCGAGGGAGGUGAGCCCCAAUCUUUUAGAAGAGCUGGAGAAGCACCAAAAAGUAUUCGCUUACCAGGAACAGACCAAACUGCCCUUCUUCGAGGAUGUAACUCAGUCUGUGGCUCCAGCGGAUCACCUUCCUGUGUCUUAUGCGCCACAAACCGUAAAGAGCCACCCAACAUGUGUGAUUGAUGGCAACCCUUCGACUUCAACCUACGGAUUGUGCGUCCAAGGGACCGGUUGUGCCAACAAGCUGAGCUCACAGAGAGCCACAGAGCCUGUUUCUUGUGUCGGAGACACCACAAAUAAUGGGAUCUAUAAAGCACAGAAUCCAGAACAGCUCCAGCGCAGACAGUGGAUGAACCAGGCCAACAAAGACCCAACGUUGAUGCAAGAAAAUGUGGAGCCACAACGAGACGACCAAGAUGUGGUGCCAUCACAAUGCUUAUCUCUUGUGGAAAGAAGUGUUCCUGUUUCUACAGGGAGCUAUAGAAAGCAACCCAUGGACCUGUUGCAGGCCACCCCGAAAAAUGUCCCAAAUGCUCCCAUAGGAGUUGAUUCUAUCUCGUAUUCUCAACCAUUAUUUUUAAAAGGUGCUCAACAUUCACACAAUCACAGCAUAAGGCAAUGGGAGGACUGGGAAUCGUUCACCGAAAACACUAGCCGAUGGUCCUCUUUCGGCCUUCAAACAACAGACUGCGCAAAUAAGGGAUCAGAAACUGAGCCCGAAUCCUUUAGUGUUGCGGAUGCCUUGGACACAGCUCCAAACAGUGGACUCUUUGCAGGCCUCUUCAAAGACUUGGAUCUAAAAAUCCAGUGGGACCAUGGACCAGAGGAAGAUGUCUAGUAGUCAAUGCAGCACUGCAUUGAGUAAGGAAAUAUGUUCCUUCAAACAGAACUGAAGGGAAGUACCCUCAAUAUCCCCGAUUCCUUUGUUUGAUCCCUUUUCUAUGCAUUAAAAAGGAGAAUAAGGAAA
Anolis sagrei ordinatus is the source of this 2158-nucleotide messenger RNA. It is a transcript of the gene IL22RA1, whose product is annotated as interleukin 22 receptor subunit alpha 1. Gene Ontology annotation, molecular function: cytokine receptor activity; protein binding. NCBI's taxonomy places the organism in Eukaryota, Metazoa, Chordata, Lepidosauria, Squamata, Anolidae. Gene Ontology annotation, biological process: cytokine-mediated signaling pathway. The record is from RefSeq and is a predicted model, not a curated record. Gene Ontology annotation, cellular component: plasma membrane.